AUGUCUCUAGUCAUAAUCGGAGGAGGCAUCGUCGGGCUGUCCAUUGCCUAUUAUUCGACUUUGGCGGACCCUAGCAGGAAAGUCAUCAUUGUCGACUCGGAGAAGAGCCUCUUUCUUUCAGCAUCGGGGUUCUCUGGUGGCUAUAUCGUCCGUGACUGGUUCAGCCCAAGCGUUCUGCCACUCGCGGAACUGUCUUUCCUGCUGCAUCGGCAGCUGGCUGAAGACCACAACGGACGCAAGCUGUGGGGUUACACACCCAGCAAUGGCUACAGUCUGGUCAUGGAGCAAGGGCCUGAAGCUGGCGGGAAGAAGGUGCGAGGUGAAGAUUGGCUGUUGCACGGAACAAGCAGAGCCGAGGUCGCGCGCACGUAUGUGUCGCGUUCGCUGGCGAAUUCGGGCUCCGACAAGAAUGUCAAGCGCGAUUCGUUGCUUCGGCCGGACGGGUCGCCUCUCUGGACAAAUAUUCCGGCGGGAGGUGUUCUCGAGAAGAUCUCCAGUCCGUCUGGAUGUGCGCAGGUCGAGCCGCGGCAGUUGUGCGAGUGGCUGCUGCAACGCUGCGAAGAAAGGGGUGUCGAAGUGCACCUGGGUACCAAGACGGUGGCUUUUGCGAAGGAUAGCCAGGGAAGCAUCGUCGGGCUUCAUGUACAGAAACACAGCGCCAAGACUGGUCAGCCUAUACCUGAGAUAAUCCCCUGCAAGGAUGUGGUCAUCUCGGGUGGCUGCUGGACUCCACGGAUCUUCCAGACACUGGUGGGUGAGAAGAUGAGUAUUGGCAUUCGGCCGCUGCCAGGAUACAGUAUCGUGGUCAGAUCUCCUCGAUACAAUCGACCUAUCCUGGAAGACGACGAGUCUGCUCAACAAGUCGAAACUAGCCACUCGAUCUUUUAUCCGCCGGGACCGGAUUGGAAAUACUCCCCCGAGGCCAUGGCGAGACAAACGAGAGACGGCAGACCGGAGAUAUUUGUGGCAGGGCUGAACAACGAAGCCCAUCUUUUGCCAGAGCUUGCGGGCGGGUCCAAGGCAAUGAUGGAGGAGCCUCUCAUGAAUGAUCUGAAGAAAACGGCUUUCAAACUGGUAAGCACGCAAACCGGAGCUUCUGCCGGGGACGAUCUCGAAAUUGUUCGGGAAGGCCUUUGCUUCAGACCCGUCUCGGAAAGUGGUAUCCCCAUCAUAUCUGAAGUCGGGGAUAUCAAGACAAAGACCGGUGGACGAUUGUACGUUGCUUCAGGUCACGGUCCGUGGGGCAUCACCUUGUCCUUGGCCACUGGGUUCGUCAUGUCAGAAGUCUUGCAAGGGAAGGCUCCGAGCGUCAGCCUGGAUGAUUUCAAGCUGAAGUCGGAGUCAUCCUUCGCCUUGCGGCCACGGCUGUGA
Messenger RNA from Capronia coronata CBS 617.96, 1371 nucleotides. RefSeq lists its product as uncharacterized. The transcript has a single exon. The record is from RefSeq and is a predicted model, not a curated record. Gene Ontology annotation, biological process: retrograde transport, endosome to Golgi. The coding region runs from base 1 to 1371 and encodes 456 amino acids. Gene Ontology annotation, molecular function: oxidoreductase activity. Gene Ontology annotation, cellular component: late endosome; cytoplasm. Lineage: Eukaryota; Fungi; Ascomycota; Eurotiomycetes; Chaetothyriales; Herpotrichiellaceae.